This is a messenger RNA of Linum tenue, 2016 nucleotides long. NCBI's taxonomy places the organism in Eukaryota, Viridiplantae, Streptophyta, Magnoliopsida, Malpighiales, Linaceae. The record is from the annotation of a GenBank genome assembly.
AACUGAACUGUGGCAUUCAUAAAAAGCGAGAGAAGAAAGAAACACGAAACGUUUCCAUCUGCAAUUCUGAUGCUUUCUUUCUCGCAGAGAACCCCGCCAUGGAUGAUAAUCCUUCUGUUCGGCGCCAUGAUUGCCAUAAUUAUCCUCGUCUUCAUCUCCGUUUGCUUCAUCACCAUCGAAGGCGCUCGCCGCCGUCGCAGCAGCAGCUAAACCUAACUCCGACACACUUAUUCACUCACUAGUCACUCUAUUCAGUCAGCGCCGUUUCUUGGUACUUUCCCCCAAUUUCGUUAUUCAGAUCCCUCCAUCUGCCUUUUCUUUUUCUGGUAUUGGAUUGAAUUCACCUGAAACAUACCAGUAAACCAUAUCAGGGGUUUUUAUCUUCUACUUAUAUAAGGAGUAGUGAAUACCAAAAAAAAAAAAAAAAAACCCCCAUCAGCCGCCCUGUGGUUUAUCUUCCCCGACUGUGCGCAGUUCGAGUGAGCAAAAACAAUGGGGCGGAGAUCGCCGCAUCUUGCAUUAAUCGUGGUGGCUAUGGUCGCUGCUGGGUUUUGCGCAGAUCUGUGUUUCGGUGAUGGACUCUGUACCUCACCGGUGCUUGAUCAUUCCGACGACCAUUACCACCAUAAUCAUCACCAUCACCACGACGACGGCGACCAAUGUGGCGGCCACCACCACCACCACCACCACCAUCAUCAUGACCAUGGCCAUGGUGAGUCAAUGGAGUAUAAGUUACCGGAGGAGCUGGCGGAGGAGGAGGAUAUGAAACUCUAUGGCUUUGGGAAUUACCAUGCUCAUGAUGAACAUGAUCACCAUCACGAUUCGCAUUCCAAGCUUUCUGGCAUAGGUCUAUGGAUCAAUGCCUUGGGCUGUUCACUUUUGGUGAGCUUGGCUUCCCUUAUUUGCCUGAUCAUCUUGCCAAUCAUAUUUGUACAGGGAAAGCCAUCCAAGGGAGUUGUUGAUUCAUUGGCUUUAUUUGGGGCCGGAGCAAUGCUUGGUGAUGCUUUUCUUCACCAAUUGCCACAUGCCUUUGGUGGACAACAACACUCGCACUCCCAUUCACACCACCAUGCUGACGAUUUGAGCCAUGAUCAUUCGGGGCACGAGCAUUUGCAUUUGCCUUCAAGUGGGCAUUCACAUUCUUUGGAGGAUCUUUCUGUUGGAUUAUCCAUUUUAGCGGGCAUUGUAGUCUUUCUUCUUGUUGAGAAGCUUGUGAGAUAUGUUGAGGAUAACUCUACUGGUGAUGUUUGGGGUCAUAGUCAUCACCACCACCAUAAGAGCAGUGAGAAACUGAAGGAUGGCAAUGAUGUUGAUGGAUCAUCUGAUGAAAUUUCAGAUAACAUGUCAAAUGGGGAUAAGUUGAGUCAAAAGGACUCCGUUGUUCAGAGGAGAAAAGGUAAGGCUGGUUCCAAGGGUGAGAAAUCAGAUAAAGCCACCUCGAACAAAUCUACUACGUCUACUAAACUCUCACAGGGAAAGGAACCUGCAAAGUCAUCUUCAAAUCUGGUGUUCGGAUAUCUGAAUCUCUUCUCUGAUGGUGUUGUAAAUAUCAUAAUUUUACUGAUGGAAUGGCCCUGGGUAACGCCUUUCUGCUUUAUGGAUCCGUGGGAGGAUGGUCUAGGACUCUCUUUUUGCUUGCACAUGAGCUCCCUCAAGAGGUUUGACUCAACUCUCAGUCGCAGUACAGAGAAUAUUGCUUUUCGAAGUUGUAGUUCGGUGGGUGACUUUGGAAUCUUGGUAAGAUCAGGUUUUAGCGUAUCUAAAGCUCUUUUCUUCAACUUCCUAUCAGCAUUGCUCGCUCUCGUUGGAACUGCACUGGCUUUACUUUGGGGAAAAGAUCCCGGACAAUCUUCUUUGAUCGAGGGCUUCACGGCAGGAGGGUUCAUAUACAUUUCCGCGGCAGGAGUACUCGCUGAAAUGAACAAUGGCAGAACCAGUUUGAAGAGCACGGUGGUUCACACAGUGUCCCUGGUACUGGGCAUGUCUGUCGCCCUUUGUAUUUCGCUUGUAGAAUGA